This is a messenger RNA of Linnemannia hyalina, 2934 nucleotides long. NCBI's taxonomy places the organism in Eukaryota, Fungi, Mortierellomycota, Mortierellomycetes, Mortierellales, Mortierellaceae. The record is from the annotation of a GenBank genome assembly.
AUGGACAAACCCAUCAACGGCGACAAGUAUGUCCGCACCCUCUCCCACUACCUUCGUCACAACCAGCGCCGUCUAGUCCCAACCGAAGCCGCUCCAACCAGCAACAAUGGCUCACCAAGGUCCAAUGGCGCCGCUCGCUCGCUCGUCACUCCCGCAGAUCCCAUGGCCGCCGCUUACUCGGGCAUGGUCAACUCGCUCUGGUCCAUGGGAUCCGCCGUCGUCGACGCCAUCACCCCAUCAGGAUCCGACCCUCCUCCUCCUGCCUCGCUCGCCCGAGAUCGCGACGCUUAUACAGGUGCCUGGGACGGGACUGGAUCAAUUGUCCCCUCGGCUACUAACCCGCGGGAACAACAACUCUAUCUCCAGGCCCAGCUCAAGGCGCCCAUCUUCCCAUUGGACCUUUAUUACCUCCUCUACCUUCUCGAGCGGUUUGAGCAAGAGGGCAUUGAGAUUGACGGGUGGGAUGGUGCCACGCCUCGCGCUGUAGGAGACUCCAAGCCUCGUGUCCUCAACAAUGGCAUGCCCAACUCUACGACUUAUUCGUCCUUCCCACCGCCCACCGCGACCCGACCGCAGUCUAUUCGUUCGUUCUCGUCUACAGCACUAUCGACCCUGACACUGAUUACUGGAUGGAAGCAGUGGUCCAAUGCGGCUUCCUCGACCUCUAACAGUAUGACCAUCGCGGACGACAUUAACUUUAUUCACCAGUUUCUGAAGAAGAUUACAGGACUUCGACUCGUCGCCAAGAUCCCACCAGGAUUGACCGCACCCGAAGGAACACCCGGAGGAGACAGAGGCAGGAUCGAAGGAUACAGUGGAGACGCCAUCUUGACGCUCUUCAACGCUGGUCAGUCGCACGAGCUCCCGUCUUCGUCACCAUCGUCUACAACCCAGGUCCUCCUCCCAAUGGCUGCUACAUUCUCGUCGUUGACACAUCUGGAGUUGCACAAGAUCCCACCGAAAUCGAUUGAGGGCUGGGAAUCGCUCAUGGCUCAAUUGAAAUCUCUUGUUAUCAUUCAGGCUGGAAUUGAGGACGUGUAUGAUGUCAUGGUCGCUGCUGUUGUUGAGAGCGAGAGACGUCGACGCCAGCGAGUGCAGAAGGAAAAGACCAGAGCGGUCUUGCUGCGACAGGAGCAACGCGAUGCUCUUCGGGAUGCCAACAGGGGUGGACAAGGGCGUCGGGCUGGUUCUGGGUCCGGAUCCGGAUCAUCUGGAACUUCAUCAGCCGAGAGCUCCAACCCAUCAUCGCCUGCCUUGUCGACUACCGGUGGAGGCGCCCUUGGGGAGGGCGAUUUUGCACUAGACGACCAAUCGAUUUUGAACACGACCAAGAUGUGGCCUCGCCUGCGCCAUCUCUCCGUCUCGGACAAUGCCCUGCCGGCACUGCAAAACCAGGACACGUUCUCGUACACCCAGGCGAUUGUCAGCUUGGAUCUCUCGCACAACUUGCUGAUCGCCGCACCCCCAGGCUUAAUUCACUUGCAUAACCUGCAUCAUCUGAACCUGUCGUACAACAUGAUUUCGAAUGUGCAGGCCAUCUACCAAAUUCUGGGCAACAUUGCAGUGCUGGACCUGAGAGGCAACCGAUUGGAGAGUCUCUGUGGACUAGAGCGUCUGUGGAACCUGGAGAAGAUUGAUGUUCGCGACAACCAUCUGGACGAGGCUGCCGAGAUCGGUCGACUUGCCGCCCUGCCAGGAAUUCGCGAGGUCUGGUCCGAAAAGAAUCCAUUCUGCACCAUCCAGCCGAAGCAUAGACUGGAGAUUUUGGCAGUAUUUAAGGCAAACGGACACGACCUGUUGCUGGAUGGAACUUUUGCGUCGUUCACUGAGAAGCGGUCGUUGACGAAUAUGAACCCGACGUCGUUCUCGACCACGAUUGCGAGCAUCAACAAUGUCAACCUGGCCAAUAUACCCGCAGCCUCGGCCCCCACCGCUACCCUGGCCAAGGAACUUCUCGACUCGCCUCCUCGCAUCACCCGACCGACUUCGGCGCUCUAUGGCAACAACACUAUCAGCAGCUUGAAUGCUACCGAUGCCCAUAGCGCGACAUCUCCACCAUCACUAGUCGCCGCCGCCACAUCACAGCAACGACCUAUCGCCACCAACAGUAACAGCUCUCCGAACGGGAAGUCCGGGAAGGAUGACGGAUUGACGGCCAUGUCCCCACCUGGCACAAAUCCUUCAUCCCCGCCCGCCAAGCUGAUCAAGAAGAAACUGGUUCGGUCGUCCAAGCGUGUCCAGAGAGUCGUCAACCUCGACAGUGAUCAUGACCAUUCUGGAGACGAGGAUGGCCAUCUCCACGAUGACCAUGAGGUUUUGGGCGCACCCGUUAUUCUGGAAAAGAAGAAGAAGAAGACGAUCAAGAAGAAGGCUGUGGAUGGCGAGGCUGCCGGCGAGGAAGGAGGAGAGAAGAAGACCAAGAAGAAGGUGGUCAAGAAGAAGAAGAGCCAAGGGUUGGUCAGCUUCGCAGGAGAUCAGAGUAACGGGUUCCAGGACAUGACUGCCAUCAAUGGACAGGACAACCACAACGGCGAUGAGGACGAUGGGAUUGACCAUUCUGAAUGCAAAGGCAACAGUCACGUCCACCGCCUCGCUCAAUUGGAGCAGUCUAUGGCCGGCAACCGGAUCUCGCAGCCUUCCCGCGGCAUUCUCAAGAAGAGUCCAACGGUCGUCAGUCACCACCACCACCACCACCACCGCGAUACCUCCUCGUCCCCUCCAGACCACUCUUACCUGAGGCCGACCUCUCCCACGGGAUCGUACAACUCGUUGUCGGACGACGGUGGCGCUGAGGCCUACCGCCGCAAGAUCGAGGCGAUGCGUAAUGAGGCUGGCAGCAACUGGCUCAAGGUCCUGGCCGAGAUGGAUAGCGAGACCGCCCUCCGCAAGGACAGUGAAGCCAACACCAACAGCAGCAACAACCACCAUCAGUAG